AUGCGUCAGGUCUUGACUUCUCCGGAUGGCGGAUAUUAUACCACCCGCGGGGAGGGUGGCGGUGUGUUCGGCAAGCAUGGUGAUUUCGUUACAUCGCCCGAGAUCUCGCAGGUCUUCGGAGAAUUGAUUGGAGUAUGGACAGUGGCGGAGUGGAUGGCGCAAGGCCGCGCAAAGAGUGGUGUGCAGCUGAUGGAGGUCGGCCCGGGGAAGGGAACAUUAAUGGAUGAUAUGCUGCGGACUUUCCGAAACUUCAAGAUGUUCUCUUCGAGUGUUGAGGCUAUCUUUCUUGUGGAAGCUAGCGGAACUCUCCGAGAAGUGCAGAAGCGGUUGCUCUGUGGUGAGGAGGCUGUGAUGGAAGAGACCGAUAUUGGGCAUCGAAGUGUGUGCAAGUACUUCGAUGUACCCGUUAUUUGGGUGGAGGAUAUUCGUCUUCUACCGCAAGAGGAAGGCAAGACACCCUUCAUCUUCGCACAUGAGUUCUUCGACGCACUUCCAAUCCACGCAUUCGAAUCUGUCCCACCAUCUCCAGAAAACCAGCCUGACGAGCCACGCAAGAUCAUGACCCCUACUGGCCCAAUUGAACUACAGUCUCCGCCCAAGCCGGCCAACGUCCCGCAAUGGCGUGAGCUAAUGGUCACAUUAAAUCCAAAAGCUGUCGAAGAAAACAUCCCAGGCGAGCCCGAGUUCAAACUGACUAAAGCUAAAGCCUCAACGCCGUCAUCGCUAGUGAUCCCGGAAAUCUCUCAGCGUUACCGGGCCCUCAAGUCGCAGCCGGGCUCGACCAUCGAGAUCAGCCCCGAGAGCCGAAUUUACGCUGCAGACUUUGCGCGCCGCAUCGGUGGCGAUUCUUCUUCUGCACCAGCCGCGAGGAAACCCUCUCCUUCUAGCGCACAUUCCCCCUCGCAGAAGAAGACCCCAUCUGGGGCAGCUUUGAUCAUGGACUACGGCACACUGUCAACCAUCCCUGUGAAUUCGCUGCGCGGAAUCAAAAGCCACGAGAAAGUGGCACCCCUCUCAGAACCCGGGCGAGUGGAUGUCAGUGCGGAUGUGGACUUUACUUCGCUAGCAGAAGCAGCGAUCGAAGGUAGCGACGGUGUGGAGGUUCAUGGUCCUGUUGAACAGGGCGACUUCCUCGGGGCCAUGGGUAUUGAGGAGCGCAUGAGGCAGCUUCUCCGUAAAGUGCAAGAUGAAGAGCACAGAAAGACCCUAGAGACUGGCUGGAAGAGGUUGGUUGAAAAGGGCGGCGGAUCAAUGGGAUCGAUCUAUAAGGUCAUGGCCAUUGUACCCGAGAACGGAGGUAAGAGACGACCUGUUGGUUUUGGCGGGGGCAUUCAGAUGUAG
Messenger RNA from Penicillium bovifimosum, 1341 nucleotides. Its product is annotated as S-adenosyl-L-methionine-dependent methyltransferase MidA. The record is from RefSeq and is a predicted model, not a curated record. Gene Ontology annotation, cellular component: mitochondrion. Bases 1 to 1341 code for a protein of 446 amino acids. The transcript is spliced from 3 exons. Gene Ontology annotation, molecular function: protein-arginine omega-N symmetric methyltransferase activity. Gene Ontology annotation, biological process: mitochondrial respiratory chain complex I assembly. Lineage: Eukaryota; Fungi; Ascomycota; Eurotiomycetes; Eurotiales; Aspergillaceae.